AUGAGUAAUGCUUUCCCCUGGAUUUGUUGGUUCCUCUGGAUUUCACGGAACCAGUUGCUAAUUGAAAAGCGACCAUCGACUCCAGAGACGAUAAUUCUACGAGCCAUCACCGCAAUCAAGGAAUGGGAUAGUGCACAAUUGCUCAUCAAGAAGCCCCUCCCAAAGGCCCCGAUUAAACCCCUGAUUGCUCAGAGCCUCAACCUUCAUCCCCUCACAAUCCGAUGUAAUACGGAUGCUGCUUGGAAAGCGGGAGAAGCAGGCCUGGCCUGGAUCUUUACAGACAGUGAAGGAGUGGAACUGAAUCGGGGAUCACAACACAAGGAUCAGAUCUCGUCGGCUUGCAUGGCGGAAGCGAUGGCCAUCAGAAGCGCCCUACUCCACGCAAUCGAUCUCCACAUCAAUCAUAUCUGGCUACGGUCAGACUCGCAAGUGCUCAUCAGAGCGAUAUCAUCAGGAAAGCAUCCGGCCGAGCUCUACGGAGUACUUUCGGAUAUUUCGUCGAUCACCCGUCUCUCCUUUUUUCGGUUUCGUUUUCUUUCAUCAAAAGGGAUCGUAAUCGGCUAG
Raphanus sativus (radish) is the source of this 564-nucleotide messenger RNA. RefSeq lists its product as uncharacterized. Gene Ontology annotation, molecular function: nucleic acid binding; RNA-DNA hybrid ribonuclease activity. The transcript has a single exon. Lineage: Eukaryota; Viridiplantae; Streptophyta; Magnoliopsida; Brassicales; Brassicaceae. The record is from RefSeq and is a predicted model, not a curated record. The coding region runs from base 1 to 564 and encodes 187 amino acids.